UUUAAAAACAUGCUGAAAAUUUACGAUUUAAAACUUUGUAAAAAUUUUCAUUUAUCUUGUAUAAGUCUAAAGGUUAUAAGUGGGUAUGAUAUAAAACCAGAUGAUAUAAGCGAAAAUGAAUUCAAACGAUAUACUAAAUCAACUGAGGAAAGGAAAAAAAGGCGCAGUAUUCAAAAAAAAUUUUCUAUGAUGCCUCCACGACAUACUCGUAUGCCUAUAGAUCAAGAUUGGCCUAGUGUUUGGCCAACAGCAUCAAGUUUUAAAGCAUCUGUUGUUCCUCUACCUCUUAGACAAGGCAAUGUUUCUUCUAAAAGAGUCAUUCCCUCAAGUUUAGGAAAUCUUGAAUUGAUGAAAAUACCAAACUUCCUGCACUUGACUCCACAAGCUAUUAAACAACAGUGUGAAGCUAUUAAAAAGUUCUGCACACCAUGGCCUAAAGCCUUAUCAUCGCAAUACAAAUUUAAAGGAUUAAUCCCAUUUUAUAAUACUGGUGAUGACAAGAAGAGUGGAGUCUAUAAUUUAUCUUUUGUUGAAACAUCAAAGCUUAUGCCUCCUGGUAUUGAAAAUCCUUUUGCAAAAAAUAAUAUCCAAGAAUGUGUCAAAUCUGAUCAAACUAACAAACAUUUAGAUAGCCAUAAAAAUUUAACUAAGGCCGAAUUUGAAAAAAUAUAUCAAACUGAGGCCAAUAAAUUGGAUAAGAUAAUGUCAGAACAUUUUCCCAUUGAGAUAACUACUAGUGACUAUUGUUUCUCAGCACCUUCCCUAAAAGAUCCAAGGGCUAGGAAGAUAUCUAUGAAAGUGAGUGUAGAAUCUCUCCGCCUAAAUUAUCAUGGUACCGACAAACUCUUGAGACUAGUUAAAAACAUGUAUGAUUCUGAAAAAGGAGUUUUUAACUUAAUUACGGACAGAUGUCCUACAAGAAAGCAAAAUUUGGAAUACGCCUAUUACCUACUCACGGCUUUGUACCACGAAUCCAAGAAAGUUGAACCAUGGGAAGAAAACGGCAAAACGGACCAGGAUUUAGAAAUGUACUUUUGGCAUAAAAUGCCAUCGAGUGAUUCCGCUUUAAGAACUAUCAAAGAUUUAAAGAAGCUUAGCCUUACUCACCCAGAUGUGAGAACACCGAAUGCUUCCUAUCCAUCUUUUAUCCACUCCCUACCAUCCGAACGAGAAAUUACUAAAGAAGACAUUUGCUCAAACUCAGAGGUCAGAGAAUUCGGCAAUACCGUCUCGCGUUAUCAUGAUAGCCCUACAGAAACAGAACAAAAUAUCAAAGCUUACAAAAAUUCUGUUAUUCGGUUAUUGGGAAUCUCUAAAUUUGGAUAAAAUGAAAAUUGCGACGAUUGUUCCUCUCAUAUAUAAAUAUUUUAAUUAUGUAACUCAUUGUUAAUAGUCGAAAACCUUCUAUACACAUCUUGUGGAACAUGUAGUAUACUAUCAAGAUUUUAAAUUUAAAAAAAAUUAAAUUACAAUUCCAACAUUAGAUUUGUUUAUUUUUCAAACAACAAAAAAUCUAAUAUUUAUAACGUCUUUUAAACAAUUAUUAAAUUACCUUGCUUUCCAAUUUUCAUAAA
Messenger RNA from Gordionus sp. m RMFG-2023, 1574 nucleotides. Its product is annotated as small ribosomal subunit protein mS35-like. The coding region runs from base 10 to 1326 and encodes 438 amino acids. The transcript is spliced from 7 exons. Gene Ontology annotation, biological process: mitochondrial translation. Gene Ontology annotation, cellular component: mitochondrial small ribosomal subunit. Gene Ontology annotation, molecular function: structural constituent of ribosome. Lineage: Eukaryota; Metazoa; Nematomorpha; Gordioida; Chordodea; Parachordodidae. The record is from RefSeq and is a predicted model, not a curated record.